Messenger RNA from Symbiodinium sp. CCMP2592, 2541 nucleotides. NCBI's taxonomy places the organism in Eukaryota, Dinophyceae, Suessiales, Symbiodiniaceae. The record is from the annotation of a GenBank genome assembly.
AUGGGCAUCUCCGUGGCCGACCCCGCGACGCUGGUGAAGCUGGGCUCCCUGAGCUCCAGCUCCUACGACUCCUCGAAGAUGUGGAUGGCCCUCUUGGUGCUCGUGGUCACGGCGACCCUGUUGUCGGCCAAGAUCCCAGGCGCUCCUUUGAUUGGCAUCGUCUUGGGAACUGUCGUCUGCUGGAUCGAGGGCUGGGUGAAUGGUGUGGAGGGCUCCGUCUUCGGCUACCCUUUCGGGACCGAAGGCGAUCGGUCCGCCAAGGACUUCCACAUCUUUGUGCCUCACGGCGUAGUCGCCAGCCCUCAUCUUUCUGGCCUGACCGGUGCACUUUUCGAAGGUUUCGACUGGGCUUUCCACCCGGAGACCAGCGGCACGUUUUGGACGGCUGUGGCUACCUUCUGCUACACAGAUUUGCUCGACUCCUCCGGCACUUUCUUCGCAGUGGCGAAGGUCGCUGGGCUCACGGACGCCCGUGGCAACCUGCCCCUGGCGCGCCAGAACAUGGCAUACUUGGCCGACGCACUCUCGAUGAUGAUCGGCUCUGUUCUGGGCGUUUCCACCGUGAGCACCUUCGCCGAGUCUACCGCCGGAGUUGCAGAUGGUGCCAAGACCGGCUUGGCUUCGCUGGUGACGGGCAGCUGUUUCUUGCUGGCCAUCCCUUUCUCACCGAUCGUCUCGGCUGUUCCCCCGCUGGCCUCUGGCCCCAUCCUUUGCCUCCUGGGCGCGAUGAUGUGCAGCUCUGUGAAGGGCGUGGACUGGGAUGACUUCCAGGAAGCCUUGCCAGCUUUCGUGGCCAUGAUCACCAUGCCCUUCACCUUCAGCAUCGGCUACGGCAUUAUUGCCGGCUUGGCCUUGUGGAUCGCCAUUCAGCUCUUGCUUGCUCCGUUGAGGAUCUUCCGUGGGGAGAGCCCCUUGGUGCGGUGCAAGAUGCUUUGGGCCGGUGCCUUCAUCGAGGGAAAUGAUGAGGAGCAGGAUGGCGAUGGCAAGAAGACGCCCAGCACCAUCACCCCUGAGCAGUCGGAGGGCCAGUUCGUGAGCGAGAGAUGGAUCCAGGUCUUCUGCCCGAGACCCGAGGGCUCCGUUGGCCUGUCCCUGGAGCUGGAGCGCUUUCGCCAGGCGUUCCGGGAGGAAGCUGGCACCUGCCUGGAAACGCUGCGGGAGGCCAUGCGCACGGCGGGCAUUGCGCAGCUGCAUCACCAGUUCGCUGAGCAGCACAAGAACGACACAGCAGACAUCCAGAAGCUAAGAGAGCAUGUUGAGGAGCUGUUUCGUUUGAAUGCGCGACUCCGGCAGCAGACUUUGGAUCAGCUGGGCAAAGACGAGAUGGAGAGGUGCCGUGACUACAUGACCGACACCUGCGAUGCCAUGAAAAGGAUGCUGGACAGCCAGCUGAAAGACCAGCAGCUCCGGGUUGCCAGCGCCGCCGAGUUGGCGGCGGACCGUGCGGCGCUCUCGUGCACGCGAAUGGUCCAAGCUGAAUGGCCCACUCUCAAGGAGAUGUGGAGGAUGUGGCGGCAGGAGGACCAGGAGCGUUGGACAUCGCUGAGCUCGCAGAUCGCAGAGUUGCAGAAUCAGCUGCAGCAGACUUCGAAGGAACUGCACUCCGCAUCAGAGCAGCACAGAUCCGAUCUGUCCACGCAGCUUGCAGAUGUGGAGGCCCGGGUCAUCGCGCAGAUGACGGCUUCCAUGAAGGAGGAGCUCACAGCGGCCAACGCAUCGCUCUUGGGUGACUUUCCGGGUCAUCUGCGCGGCCUCCAGGCCGAAGUCCAGACGCUCCCUGAACGCCUGGCUGCCGCCGUGGCGGCAGACGCGCCGGCGCCCGGUGCACCGGCCGAGGUCGUGGAGGCGCUUGUGGCGCAGCAGCUGGGGGGGCUCCACAAGACUCUGGAAGACGAGGUGGUUCCUUGCCUCCAUGGCUGUUCCUUGCAGAAUCUCUCUGACAAGCUGGAGGACGCGCUGCAGGUGGAGGAGAUGAGACGCGAGGUUCUGAGGUCAAGCCAGGAAGCAGAGGUGGCCAAGAUCCAUUCCCGAAAUUUCGAAGUCGAAAUGUCGGACCUCCGCCUGGAGUUGGGUCGACUGAAGGCGUCGAUGCACGACACUUCGCGCCUGAAGGAGGAGGCGGAGAGGAUUCAGCGUGAGCUCUUACAGAAGGUCCGUGAGAUUGAGGGCCGUGGUAACCUCCAGAUCGAUUUGCAGCGCGGAUGUGCCGAGGUGACGAAGGGGUUUGACUUCAAGUCGAAGAAGUCCGACGACUCGGAUAUCAGGUUUGCCGAUGCCGCUGCAGGAGCACAAUCCAUGGCGGAUUUGAUGCAGUUGCAAGAGCUCUUGAACGUGCCAAUGGUUGUGGAAGGCCACAUAAACGGCCGAGACGGCGCACGACUGCAGGUUCUGACUGACUGUCGUGCCAAACUUGUCCGAAGCGAGCUGAUCAAGAAGGGCAUGCAGCCGGAAUGUGUGGCUGCCAAAGGUUUGCCCGGCAGCAAGGGCGUGAACCGUCCAUGCGUCUUGGUGCGCUUCGACUUGGGCCAGAAUCGGAGGUGA